Molecule: messenger RNA, 2482 nt
Organism: Wyeomyia smithii (pitcher-plant mosquito)
Lineage: Eukaryota; Metazoa; Arthropoda; Insecta; Diptera; Culicidae
Gene: SCCRO3
Product: DCN1-like protein 3
Exons: 4
Coding region: 647-1585 (312 amino acids)
Biological process (GO): protein neddylation; positive regulation of ubiquitin-protein transferase activity
Cellular component (GO): ubiquitin ligase complex
Molecular function (GO): ubiquitin-like protein binding; cullin family protein binding; ubiquitin conjugating enzyme binding
Source: RefSeq, a predicted model, not a curated record
AGUGAAAAAUAGGAUUUAUUCUGUAGUUUGGUCAACAUUUGUUGCCACCGACUGGAACAAAUAAUUGUGAAUCUAAAUCCGGUCGAUUUCGGUCUGUGAGCAGUGGAAAAUCGGAAGAUAUUUUGUAUUUUCGACAUACUUGGAAUUGUACCAUCUGUCAAACAAGUUUACAAAACGCAUUUUCAUGUUCAAAAUAUUUGUGAAGAUGGGUUCCCUGUUCUAGGAUUCUUUGUGUGUCCCCAUUUAUGUUCCAUUGCUCAACAUCUGGUGAUACUGUUUGGGAAAGGCAGCCAGCAAAGGUGACACCGAAAUCCAACAUAACUGUUCUUUCCAGAGUGCCAACAACUAGCCCACAGUCAUCCGUGUGCCAACCACCAACAUGUAUCCGAUGAGGAAUCGUUGACACGUUGGAAACCAACAAGCAAUUUUUAUGCACCUCAAGGCACCAGUUAGUAUCAACAAAGCACUACCAUAAAUACCAUCACCAUCACAACCAGCAGCAGACCGGGAGAAUGACUAACGAUUCCACCGGCUGGACUCAGCGUGCAAUUCGAGCUAGGCAAACAUAAUCGCGUAGAUAGAACGUAGUUUUCGGUUGAACCGAACAGAGGGAAUCCUUCCGCAGGAGGAGAAGGGAGAUUGAAAAAUGGGAAGCUGUUUGACAUGCUUCAAAGCUCCACCGAACACGACGGCGAACAGUGUCGGGACAGCGGGUCUAGUAUCCGGACCGGAGGCCACUGCAGGAGAUCCAGAUGCGGCAGUUCACGAAACAGCAGACCUGCUGGCCGCCAGCCCGAUACGAAUGCCGUCGCUCGGGCCAGACCGAAAGAGUGGCAGUUUUAAGAAAACAAUAGGACUACUUAACGGGAAUGUGAACGCACUGCCGGAUGGUACCGGUUUGACAGGCAAAGAUCUCGCGACGCAAAUCUCGGACAACGAUCUGAACAAGCUGUUCGAGGAGUACAAGGACGAUCAGGAGGACGCGAUCCUCUCGGAGGGCAUCGAAAGGCUGUGCUGUGAUCUAGGUUAUAAGCCGGACGACUUUGCCAUCCUAGUGCUGGCCUGGCGCCUGAACGCGUCCCAGAUGUGCCAGUUCACCAAGUCCGAGUUCAUCCAGGGUUUGCAGCAGAUGAACGCGGCCAGUAUCGAAGACGUCAAGGCACGGCUGCGACAGAAUGUGGAAAAGCUCAAGGACGAUUCGGAAGAUUUUAAGCUGCUGUACAGAUUCACGUUCCGGUUCGGGCUGGAACAGGGACAGCGAAUUUUACCGCUGGAUAUGGCCAUCAGCCUGUGGCGGCUGGUGUUUACCGUUCACACGCCGGACAUCUUACCUCGGUGGUUGCACUUUUUAGAGCAGCCCCAGAACAUCCGGGGCGUUCCGAGAGACACCUGGUACAUGUUUCUGAACUUUGUAGAGACCUGUGAUAUUACACAGUACGAUGACACCGAGGCGUGGCCCAGCUUGUUCGACGAUUUUGUCGAAUACGAGCAGGAACGGGCCAAGCUGACCGUUAAGGGUACUCCGAAGGACCCGGAUGGGGACCCGGAGGAGGACGACAACAACAACGGCUACAACAAUUCAUAGUAUUUUGUAACGACGCCUUCGUUCAGCAGAAGUGACUUUUGGGGCGCACGAAUAUACGUUUUACUUUAUUUAUUAUUUCCAACGAUCGCGCGAGAACCGUUCAACGCAUUAGAGUUAACUGUUCUCUCGUUGCUACUAUUUCCGUCGCAAUAUGACUUAAAGAAAUUUGCGAGCAUUCUUAAGCCCGCUUCGAGAGGCCGCGUACACCGUGCUCGUGUGCGGAUGAGAAGCAAAUAUUUAACAAACUUUACGCAUGUUAAUCGUUUGUUCAAUGUAACGAAUUUUUAAUUCUUAAGACUAUGAGUACUCUUAAUAUUUGUUUUUUUUUUAUAUACACUCUUAUAUAGAUAUCGAAAUUUAGCGUAAUCCAGUUACGAUCAGAUAAAAAAAACUGAAUUUGUGGUUUGCUUGUUAAAUGAGAAACGAAUACAAAAUUUAGUCUGCUCUGCGUUUAGAAAAAAUAAACUCAUAUCAGAAAUGAUAACGAAAAAAAAAAUAGUUGGGUGAAAACAGAAGAGGAAGGCGAUAGUAAAAACGGAAUUUAUGUACAAGCUUUUCGGCUAAGCAAACUAUUUUACCCUUCGUCGAAGGUACCACUUACAAAGGACGCUGCAACACUUAACCGACAUUACACUGAACCAUUUCACAUUUUAGCUCAAAACGGAAACGAAUAAUAAAAAAAGGUAAAACAAUUGUCUUAUUUUGGAAGCAAAUGUGUGUGUUGAAUGUAUUUGUUGGAUAGAGUCAGUUCUGAAUUGGAAGAAAAACAUUGAAGAAUGAAAUAAAACCAGAUGAAUCGUGGAAACAAAGAACAGUAGGUUAAAUUUAAACCAACUAGUGAAACUUUAUUUAAGAUAAAUCUAGAGAAAUGGAUAAUAAAAUUAAAAAACAAUUUAA